AUGAAGACAGGCUCCAUCCGGUGGAACAUAGUAGGGCUGGACGUUGUCCAGAGGUGCCGUGGAAAAGUCAUGGUGGAGCAUGGCUGGACGCAGGACAGUGAGAUCACUGCAGCUGUGAUCCCGGCAGAGGCAGGGAAAGAUGGGUAUUGUUCACGGCAGAAGCCACGAGAGCUUUUCCGAGAGGUAUCUGCUCUGGACCUUCCUCUGCAGCUGAUCAGGCGAGGAGCCUCUGGAGGGGCUGGCCACAGGCUGACGCCAAUGUACCAUUACUAUGGGAUAGCAGUGAAGGAAAGCUCCCAGUAUUAUGAUGUAAUGUAUUCGAAGAAAGGAGCUGCCUGGGUGAGUGAGACAGGCAAGCGAGAAGUGACCAAACAGACUGUGGCGUAUUCUCCCCGGUCCAAGCUUGGGACGUUGCUGCCAGACUUUCCAAAUGUCAAAGACCUGAACCUGCCAGCCAGUCUUCCUGAGGAGAAGGUGUCUACCUUCAUUAUGAUGUACAGAACACACUGUCAGAGAAUACUGGACACUGUCAUAAGAGCCAACUUUGAUGAGGUUCAGAGUUUCCUUCUGCACUUUUGGCAAGGAAUGCCGCCCCACAUGCUGCCUGUGCUAGGCUCCUCCACGGUGGUGAACAUCGUGGGCGUGUGUGACUCCAUCCUCUACAAGGCCAUCUCCGGAGUUCUGAUGCCCACGGUGCUGCAGGCUUUGCCCGAUAGCUUAACUCAGGUGAUCCGAAAGUUCGCCAAGCAGCUGGACGAGUGGCUGAAAGUGGCUCUCCAUGACCUCCCAGAAAACCUGAGGAACAUCAAAUUCGAAUUGUCGAGAAGGUUUUCCCAAAUUCUGCGAAGGCAAACAUCGCUGAAUCACCUUUGCCAGGCAUCUCGGACGGUGAUCCACAGCGCGGACAUCACGUUCCAGAUGCUGGAGGACUGGAGGAACGUGGACCUGAGCAGCAUCACCAAGCAGACUCUCUACACCAUGGAGGACUCCCGGGAUGAGCACCGCAGACUCAUCAUUCAGUUGUACCAGGAGUUUGACCACCUGCUGGAGGAGCAGUCGCCUAUUGAGUCCUACAUAGAAUGGCUGGACACCAUGGUGGACCGAUGCGUUGUGAAGGUGGCUGCCAAGAGACAAGGGUCCCUGAAGAAAGUAGCGCAGCAGUUCCUGCUGAUGUGGUCUUGCUUUGGUACCAGGGUGAUCCGGGACAUGACCCUGCACAGUGCUCCCAGCUUCGGGUCUUUCCACCUAAUUCACUUGAUGUUUGACGACUACGUGCUCUAUUUGCUAGAGUCUCUGCACUGUCAGGAGCGGGCCAAUGAGCUCAUGCAAGCCAUGAAGGGAGAGGGGAGCACUGCAGAAGUCCAGGAAGAGAUUAUCUUGACGGAGGCUGCCCCACCCACUCCUUCACCAGUGCCGUCAUUUUCUCCAGAAAAAUCUGCCACAUCUGUGGAGGUGCCGCCUCCAUCCUCCCCUGCCAGCAACCCAUCCCCCGAGUACACUGGCCUUAGCACAACAGGAGCAAUGCAGUCAUACACGUGGUCACUAACAUAUACAGUGACGACAGCCGCUGGGUCCCCAGCUGAGAACUCGCAACAACUGCCCUGUAUGAGGAGCACGCACAUGCCUUCCUCCUCUGUGACACACAGGAUACCAGUCUACUCCCACAGAGAGGAGCACGGGUACACAGGAAGCUAUAACUACGGGAGCUAUGGCAACCAGCAUCCUCACCCAAUGCAGAGCCAGUAUCCAGCCCUGCCUCACGACACGGCCAUCUCUGGGCCUCUCCACUACUCCCCUUACCACAGGAGCUCUGCACAGUACCCUUUUAACAGCCCCACUUCUAGGAUGGAGCCUUGUUUGAUGAGCGGCACUCCCAGGCUGCAUCCUACCCCCGUCACUCCUCGCUGGCCAGAGGUGCCAACAGCCAACGCAUGCUACACGAGCCCAUCUGUGCAUUCCACGAGGUACGGGAACUCGAGUGACAUGUACCCACCCCUGACCACGCGCAGGAAUUCUGAGUACGAGCACAUGCAACACUUUCCUGGCUUUGCUUACAUCAACGGAGAGGCCUCCACUGGAUGGGCUAAGUGACUGCUUUCAUAGGAAUUCAUAUUUAAUAUUAAUAAUUAAUAAUAAUAAUAAACCCAAUACCCACCCUCCAGAAGACUUUAUCUCUAUACAUAAUAACUCGCGGGCUGUUCCUAAGCGUCCAUUUUCCUAAUGAGCAAGAGGAUGGUCAACCUGGGAUGAAUAGACUUUAGUUCAGAAACAGGACUUACUAAAAGUCCCUGGGCUUGGGUUCCUGUCUCCAAGCCAGACUUGAUUGUUUCUAGAGAGCACUAUCGUGGGCAGGCCGACCAGUGCCUUUCCCCUCUGUUCCAUGACCUUGCAUGGCAGCCACUCCCUAUAGGGUACUUAUUUUCUCGUUGACAAAGCUCUUAAGUAUUUAAAGAUGGAUACUGGAGCCAGAAUCCAGUUUGUAUUCUUGGGUGGGCACGUCGUUUACCGAGAGCAUUUGCCUUGCCUUGUCUGUCAUCUCACUGUACAGCCCCCAGCCCUUGGGCGCUAUCCACCUCCUGACUUGUGGUGGUGGUGGUGGCAUUGCUACUUCCUGGAGUCCUAGGGCUACAUGGAAGUUCCACUCACGCCUGCCAAGUCACCUGCAUUGUCUUGGGGUUGUAAGCACUGUUUGGAGGGACUGAGGAGGCCUGUUGUGUUGUGUUCCGCCUUUAGUUGAUUGAUGUCCAUAGGACCAGUUCUUCUAUGUACAAGGAUGUGUCCUAAGUUUGCACAAUGGCUGGCAUCAGAGAAAGGCAGGAGAGGGUUUUCUUGAGUUCUGUGAGAAGUGUGGGUUUAUGGCGGUCCGCAUCAUCCUCCACUCUGCUGCUUUGUGAGGCUGGAUGGAUCAGACUUUCACUUAGCCAGCGCCAAGUGUGACAACUGUCCUGGUUCCUUCGUAAGACUAGAAUAUUUUCCGACACUUUGCUAGAAAAAAACAAUUCAAAGCUGUGCCUUUGAGUCUAUACUAUACUGUGUAUGUGUGGAAAUAAAAAUGUAUUGUACUUUGGGGAAAUUUUUUCGUAGGUUUUUUUUUGUCAGAUUUGCAGAUAUUUGUGAGGUUUAUUAGAGAUUAACAUAGGUUUUCUUUCUGUAUUAUAAG
Messenger RNA from Alexandromys fortis (reed vole), 3160 nucleotides. It is a transcript of the gene Rfx4, whose product is annotated as regulatory factor X4. The transcript has 16 exons. Bases 1 to 2091 code for a protein of 696 amino acids. NCBI's taxonomy places the organism in Eukaryota, Metazoa, Chordata, Mammalia, Rodentia, Cricetidae. The record is from RefSeq and is a predicted model, not a curated record. Gene Ontology annotation, molecular function: DNA-binding transcription factor activity, RNA polymerase II-specific; RNA polymerase II cis-regulatory region sequence-specific DNA binding. Gene Ontology annotation, biological process: regulation of transcription by RNA polymerase II.